UACCAAAGUACACAAAAUAAUUCACACUCUAUAGUCUAUAGUAUAAAUUUGGCAAAAUUUCACCGAAUUCUCCUAUUUUCUAGCUUCGGCUUUGUCUUUUUAUAUACACGUAUUAACUAUAGUCACCAAUAAAAAAUUAAUUAAGUUAAACUGAUUAGGAAAAAACACUAGUUAAUUGUGUAAUUAGUAGUUUUGUUCAAUGUUGUUAAUUAAAAAGCGAACGUAUCGUCGUUUCUCUUUUUAACUCAUUCUCUUUGGAUCCAAAUCUUUCGCUUUGGAAUUCGCCAUUGACAAAGUACUCAAUUCCAAAACAAAGAAUAAGCAAACAACAACAAUUUUCACUUCCUUCAAAAAUUAUAAAAAUCCAGUUUUUAUCUUUGCAAGAUUCAAAAGUUUGAAUUUUUACUUGUUUUGAUUUCUGGGUUUUGUUUGUUUUUUGAUUUCGGUAAUGAUACAAUUGAGAUUUUGAUUUCGUGUGAUGUUGAGAGAUUCUUAAAUGGGUCUAUGUACUUCGAAACCGAAUUCAUCUAAUUCCGAUCAAACUCCGGCGAGGAAUAGUCCACUUCCGGCGUCUGAAUCCGUCAAGCCUUCGAGCUCUUCCGUUAAUGGUGAAGAUCAGUGUGUAACAACAACGAACAAUGAAGGCAAAAAGUCUCCGUUUUUCCCUUUUUAUAGUCCAAGUCCAGCUCACUAUUUCUUCUCCAAGAAGACUCCGGCGAGAUCUCCGGCGACUAAUUCGACUAAUUCGACUCCGAAGCGAUUCUUUAAACGGCCGUUUCCUCCUCCGUCUCCGGCUAAACAUAUCAGAGCUGUUUUAGCGAGAAGGCAUGGUUCUGUGAAGCCUAAUUCGUCGGCGAUCCCUGAAGGUAGUGAAGCUGAAGGAGGUGGUGUUGGAUUGGAUAAAAGCUUUGGUUUUUCCAAGAGUUUUGCGAGUAAGUAUGAGCUUGGUGAUGAAGUUGGUCGUGGUCAUUUUGGUUAUACUUGUGCUGCUAAGUUUAAGAAGGGUGAUAAUAAAGGUCAACAAGUCGCGGUUAAAGUCAUUCCCAAAGCAAAGAUGACGACGGCUAUUGCAAUUGAAGAUGUGAGAAGGGAAGUGAAGAUAUUGAGGGCUUUGUCUGGUCAUAACAAUCUUCCUCAUUUCUAUGAUGCUUAUGAGGAUCAUGAUAAUGUCUAUAUAGUGAUGGAACUAUGUGAAGGAGGAGAGCUUUUGGAUAGAAUACUUUCAAGAGGUGGGAAGUACACAGAGGAGGAUGCAAAGACCGUUAUGAUACAAAUAUUGAAUGUGGUUGCUUUUUGUCAUCUGCAAGGCGUUGUACACAGAGAUCUUAAACCAGAGAAUUUUCUUUUUACCUCAAAAGAAGACACCUCUCAAUUGAAGGCAAUAGAUUUCGGUUUGUCAGAUUACGUGAGACCAGAUGAGAGGCUCAAUGACAUUGUUGGUAGUGCAUACUAUGUAGCACCUGAAGUUCUGCAUAGAUCUUACAGUACAGAAGCUGAUAUUUGGAGUGUUGGUGUGAUUGUAUAUAUUCUAUUGUGUGGAAGCCGACCGUUUUGGGCUAGGACAGAAUCAGGAAUCUUUCGUGCUGUUCUAAAAGCUGAUCCAAGUUUUGAUGACCCUCCUUGGCCUUUGUUAUCUUCAGAGGCAAGAGAUUUUGUAAAGCGGUUGCUAAACAAAGAUCCGCGUAAAAGAUUAACAGCUGCUCAAGCCUUAAGUCAUCCAUGGAUAAAGGACUCAAACGACGCAAAGGUUCCAAUGGAUAUUCUGGUUUUCAAACUUAUGAGAGCUUAUUUACGAUCAUCAUCUCUCCGUAAAGCUGCAUUAAGAGCUUUAUCGAAAACACUUACGGUUGAUGAACUGUUUUAUCUGAGAGAGCAGUUUGCUUUGUUAGAACCUAGUAAGAACGGAACCAUAAGUCUAGAAAACAUCAAAUCAGCUCUGAUGAAAAUGGCAACAGAUGCGAUGAAGGACUCACGUAUUCCAGAGUUCUUAGGACAACUGAGUGCUCUUCAAUAUAGAAGAAUGGACUUUGAGGAAUUCUGUGCAGCGGCAUUGAGUGUUCACCAGCUAGAAGCUCUUGAUCGAUGGGAACAACACGCUCGUUGUGCUUAUGAGCUUUUCGAAAAGGAAGGGAACCGACCAAUCAUGAUCGAUGAACUCGCUUCGGAACUUGGUCUUGGCCCUUCUGUACCGGUUCACGCAGUGCUUCACGAUUGGCUUAGACAUACCGAUGGGAAGCUUAGCUUUCUCGGAUUUGUGAAAUUGCUACAUGGUGUGUCUAGCCGCACGAUCAAAGCUCAUUAGAAGGGUUUUGAAACUUUGAAUGAUAUGUAUGAAAUUUGUCUGAGCUCUAAGGUCUCAUUCUCCUAGGAGUUAUAAUAUGUGGCUUUUGACUUUUGUUAUGAAAGCUGAGAAGCAAAGAUUAUAAAAAAAAAUGAGUGUAGCAAAAAAAGAGAGAAGUGUGUUAGUUUUGUAGAGAAUGAUAUGAUAUUUUCCCCAAAUUUGGUAACUUAUGACGAUUGAUGAUAUUUCUGACAUUUUUAGAUUUUGCUUUUUUUGACACCAAUCUUAUUUCCAAAUUUUUUUCUCUAUCAAAUUAUUAUUUUUCAAAAAAAUCAUAAUACUAUGAGUUUGAUGAUUUCAAAUUCACAUUCGCUGGACAUGUGCCACAAAUGAAGUUAGUGCUUCCUAGAGAAUUGUGCUCUCCUCAAGAAACUCACUCUACAUUUGGAUUCUCAUUCAACAAAAGAUGAAGUCGAGAAACUCCUCAAAAUCCCAAGAGCCUCUACCAAAUGUGAGGUUGUCUUUUAUGAAUCAGUUUGAUGUAAGAAGUUCUUGCUACACAGGAAAUGCAUGUCUAGAUUUUGAAGGUACUUUUGUAAGAAAUCAUGUUUUCUAUGCAAUCAAGUUUAUUACUCUCUUGCUUAGACCAUGUACAUAGGUGAUUUAUUUUGGGUAUCAG
This is a messenger RNA of Arabidopsis thaliana (thale cress), 2960 nucleotides long. RefSeq names its product CDPK-related kinase (gene CRK). Gene Ontology annotation, cellular component: membrane. The record is from RefSeq and is marked reviewed. Gene Ontology annotation, molecular function: protein serine/threonine kinase activity; ATP binding; protein serine kinase activity. Bases 497 to 2302 code for a protein of 601 amino acids. NCBI's taxonomy places the organism in Eukaryota, Viridiplantae, Streptophyta, Magnoliopsida, Brassicales, Brassicaceae. The transcript is spliced from 11 exons.